Molecule: messenger RNA, 1230 nt
Organism: Candidozyma auris
Lineage: Eukaryota; Fungi; Ascomycota; Pichiomycetes; Serinales; Metschnikowiaceae
Exons: 1
Coding region: 1-1230 (409 amino acids)
Cellular component (GO): mitochondrial matrix
Molecular function (GO): protein binding
Source: RefSeq, a predicted model, not a curated record
AUGAUCAGAAUACGAGGCGUGGACUCGUCUAAAUUUCUUAAUGGGCUUGUCACAACUAGGCUUCUUCCAAAUGUGGUGAAGAAAAAGCAGCACACCAUCAGCGAAAACGAAAAUCGUCAUUUGGAGCUCCAAAAACUCAUAGACCCGCUGACAAACUGGGGACUUAUGCAUGAGGACAUAUUUGAUCCAGAUGAAAACAUAUUUGUGCGGAGAGAUGGUGUGGCGUCGAUGUUUCUCAAUUCAAAGGGCAGAGUCGUCAACGACUGCUUCAUGUAUGCAUUUCCCUACCACACGCUUUGUGAAAGCUUUGGAAAAGAGAUAAACGAGGCGCAGUUUCUUGUGGAGGUUGAUCCUCGGUACGCACAAUCGCUUCAGCUGCUUCUCAAGAUCCACAAGCUUAGUGCCAAGGUGAAGAUAGAGGCGGUGGAAAAUAUGCAUUCUUACUACUACUUCAACGAGACGCCUGAAUUUGAAGAGUGGCUAGACGACUUACAGACGACGUAUAUGUGCACGGGAGAUCCUUCUGGGGCGUUGGAAAUGGCAAACAAGCUUGUUUCUGAGGAGCAUGUGUUCAACCGGAAUUUUGCACCCAACGUAGCUGGCUUUGCCAUUGACAAUAGGAUCCCGAACUUUGGGCUCAAGAUCUUGACCAACGUUGAAACGGAAGACCCGGCUGGUAUAUUCUCCAAGCGUUUUAAGGAUCGCUUCGAUGUGAAGGAAGUGCUGCCCAAUCUCAUCACCGACAGAAGGUUCGUGAACGGGCUUUUUGAAACGGCAGAUGCCCCACAGGGCAUGAGUCUCUUGCCGUUUGAGUGCAAUUUGGACUAUAUUAAUGGGUUGAGUUUGGAGAAAGGAUGCUACGUGGGGCAAGAGCUCACUAUUAGGACCUACAACGGUGGGGUGAUUCGGAAGAGGGUGGCUCCUGUAUCGUUCUCGGGGGACGAGGGAGAUUUGGAGAAGCUUGCUGCUGCAGAAGUUGGUGAUAUCUCUUUGGAGCCAGUCACCCAGGAAGCUCCUAAACAGGCUGCCUCUUCUCCUUUUGGGAACUCGAGCAAAACGAUACGAAAAAGCAAAAUUGGCAAGCUUCUAGCUGUGAGAGGAAGGAUGGGCUUUGCGUUGGUGAAUUUGGAUCUGGUUCAGAAGGACAAUCGGUUGAAAGUCGGCGUUCCUGGCGUGGGGAAAGACAUUGACGCCACGGUGCAUUUGCCAGAAUGGUGGCCUGAAGAGUGA